Molecule: messenger RNA, 1295 nt
Organism: Numida meleagris (helmeted guineafowl)
Lineage: Eukaryota; Metazoa; Chordata; Aves; Galliformes; Numididae
Gene: MED8
Product: mediator complex subunit 8
Exons: 7
Coding region: 74-880 (268 amino acids)
Biological process (GO): regulation of transcription by RNA polymerase II
Cellular component (GO): mediator complex; core mediator complex
Molecular function (GO): transcription coregulator activity; RNA polymerase II cis-regulatory region sequence-specific DNA binding
Source: RefSeq, a predicted model, not a curated record
GCGCCCUCUGACCCCGCUCCUCCGCGCCUGACCCGGAAGUGGAAUGCUCCCGUAGCAACAGGGCCGCGCCGCCAUGCAGAGAGAGGAGAAGCAGCUGGAGCUGACCCUGGAGGCACUCAUCAGCCAGGUGGCUGACCUGAAGAACUCAUUGGUCAGUUUUAUCUACAAGUUGGAGAAUGAGUAUGAUCGACUCACAUGGCCUUCAGUUCUGGACAGCUUUGCGUUGCUCUCAGGACAGCUGAACACUUUAAAUAAAGUGCUAAAGCAUGAGAAGACCCCACUAUUGCGAAACCAGGUUAUCAUACCCUUAGUGCUGUCUCCAGACCGUGAUGAGGAGAUCAUGCGGCAGACAGAGGGGCGCGUACCAGUCUUCAGCCAUGAGGUCGUGCCUGACCAUCUGCGAACUAAGCCUGACCCAGAGGUGGAGGAGCAGGAGAAGCAACUGAUCACAGAUGCAGCUCGAAUUAGCCCUGAUGGAGCACAGAAACAGAUCCAAAGUCUAAAUAAAAUGUGCUCAAAUCUGCUGGAGAAAAUCAGUAAGGAGGAACGUGAAUCUGAAAGUGGAGGAUUACGACAGAACAAGCAGACUUUCAACCCUACAGAUACCAAUGCACUGGUAGCAGCUGUGGCCUUUGGGAAAGGAUUGUCAAACCGGCGACCCCCAGGCUCUGGAGGAUCUGUCCAGUCAGGUCAACCAGGAGCUGGUGCCAUCAUUGCAGGGGCUUCAGGCAUGCAGCAGGUGCCAAUGUCAAGUGCACCAGCUCAGCAGCAGCCAAUGCUGGCAGGAGUGCAGAUGGCACAAGCAGGGCAGCCAGGAAAGAUGCCAAGCGGCAUAAAAACAAACAUCAAAUCUGCUUCAAUGCAUCCAUAUCAGAGAUGAGCCAACAUGAAGCAGACCCAGGGAACAGCAGUUACCUGCAUUGUUCCUGCUGGAGCCACCGCACGUGGAUUUCCUUUAGAACUUCUGAGUCCUUUCACAUACACACACCAUAUCCACAGAGCUGGAAGUGAUGAAACCCUUCCCUGGGUUUUCUUUAGUUCUGGGUGGCUUGUGUGGAGCUGCUAGUGCCACAUCUCCUGGAGACAAAUACUCUGUUCAGCCGGAGCAGAGGACUUUACUUGUGAUAGCAAUCCCAUUUUCUCCAGGUCUAGCCGGGAGGGCACCUACCCUUUCUUGAUAUAGAGCCUGGAGAGCUUCAUGGACCACUCUGCCUCUUGUUUCUGUCUUUGUUGAUUCAAGAUGUUCCUAUUCUACUCCCUGUUGUUGAAUAAAGACUUUGUUUUGCACAUGGUGA